GGAGUUAGUUUGCGUGUAAGUAGCACGUAUUCUAAAUUAUUAUUUUACGACUAAUUGAAAUAGGAUGGAGUUAAAGAUUAUUUUUUUCGGGUUUAUAACGUUUCUGUUUGAAUUAACCGUAGUUACAUCUACUCGUAAUAAUUUUGAUAGUAAAAAGGAAUCCCGUUUGAAAAAUUCUAAACUCGCGGGAAAUCGUGUUGAUGUGUUCGAAAACUUAUUACAAGUGUACGAUCCUUCAUUCUUAGCCGUACUUUGGCCUAAAAUAUCAAACGGUGUGCAUUUAUCUAUCGAUGUCUCAUGCUGGGAAGAUAUGAGAGACAUGUUCAAAGACCUUUCGGAUGGUCAACUUUGGGCAUUCAAAGCCGUAGAUUCAUCAGGGCGCUACCAGUCCGGUUUAAAUGAUGGAAAUAGAUUCUGGCUCGGCUCAAAACAUCAGUGUCUCAGUUUGAAUGAGUAUGUGAGCUGUCUUCACAAUUCUACCAGGAGUUUCCACGAUAUCGACUAUGCAACAGCCCAACGACUUAGAGCACGGAAUUUUGACGAUGAUUCUCAACAAUGGGCAAUAAGUCUAGAUCAGACGCAUUCGUCUGCAGAUGUGAAGAAAGUACCCAUUAAACUCGCUUACAGUACUCUGAAUAUAGAUUUAAAUAUUACGAGAUUUCAAAGAUCAUACGAAAUAAUACUCGGAGUGUGUCUGCCCAGAUCGUGUGACUUGAACGACGUCGAAUCUAUAAUAAAUUUCUCAAUAAUGGUUACCAACAAUCUUAAAACUAACAGAAUGCUCCCUAGGAGGGUCAAAGUUAAAAGUUCUAGACACGUUGAACCUUAUUACGAUUUGAAAACAGAUGCUGGAUUCAUUCUACUCGUAACAAUAACUACAAUACUAAUUGCUGUAUGUAUAAUAGCCACGGUCAUUGAAAUAGAUUGCAUAAAAUUAAUACCAUAUAGAAAAAAAUCGAUGAGUUUUGAUCUAGAAAAAAUAAAUGAAUCAGACACUAUAAACAAGGAGAGAGACAUCAAAAGGACAAAAAGGAUUGACGAUAAAUUAGAGGAUGAUAUGGAUAUGGCUUACACUGAUGAUUCAUAUCCAGGGAAAUAUGUUACUGAUCCUAGAUUCACUAUGGAUUUGGCCGCAGAUAGGACAAUACAUAGUUGCAACAGAUGUGGCAAGUACAAAAAGCAGUGUAACUCACGCAACAGCCUACCAGUUAGCUUCAGAGCAGCAAAUCCGUCGGUUACAAACAAAAAGAAGGGUUUCAUGUGCCAGCUGUUAUUGUGUUUCUCAUUAAUAUAUUCGUGGAAGAGAAUAUUUAAUAAGAACACAUCUAACAAGGAUCUGUCUUUGACACAUGCUUUGAAAAUUGGAGCAACAUUUUGGGUUAUUUAUGUGCAUGUAGUUGUUUCCGUGGACCAGAUUUCAGGAACUUCAAGUGACACAUACCCAAACAACAAUGCUUAUAAUGUAUUAAUGACUGGAACUUUAGCUUUCGACACAUUAUUCUUUACAAGUGGCCUGUUUAGUUCCCAUCAUUUCUUUUACUUGAAGAGUCGGUACAGCAUCGAGGAGCUCGUCAACUUUGGCGGUGCCUGCGGUCAGAUCCUGCAAUUCGUUUGUUUUGUAACCAACAGGAUUAUUAGGCUAUUGCCGUCUUAUGCGUACGCGCUACUGCUGUCGGCGGUGGUGGCUCGCGUGUACCGCAGCACGUCCGUUCUCACACUGUCAGACAACGAUCACACUAACUGCGACCAUUGCUGGUGGAGAAACAUACUUUACGCUUCCAAUAUGUACGACGAGGACGAACAAUGCCUCCAGAUUUCAUGGUACUUGUCAACGGAAACGCAGCUGCAUGCCGUGGGCGCGCUGGCGUGUGCCGCGGGGGGGCUCGCGGGGGGGCACGCGGGUGGCCCGGGGGGAGCGGCGCGGGCCGUCGUGGCGGCCGCCGUGUUCAUGACGAUGUUGGCCGCCAGCGCUGCCGACUUCACUGCCGCAUACUUCGAUAGAGGACUAUUGACGAGCUCUGCGUCGGCGUACACAGCCAUCAUAGUUCGUCCGUGGGCCCGAGUUGCUCCGUACUUUAUGGGGGUCUUUGCUGGCUGGCUGACGCACGUUCUGAGCGGAAGACUCAAGGUUUCUACGGUAACUUCAUCGUUGUUAUGGAUCAUGUCUCUAUCGUUGCUGGUGACGUCAUCAGCGCUGCCCUGGCUCUCGCAGUGGUGGGCGACCGCGGCAGUGCACGUGGCCUGGCCCAUGGCCUUACUGUGGCCUGUACUUGCAUGCGCCACUAUAUAUGCAGUGCCGUGUCGCGGCGUGCUGGGCGGUGCGUGCGCGGCGGCAGUCGGCCGGCUGUGCCCGAGCGCGCUGGUCGUGCACGCCGCAGCGGCCAGGCUCGUGCUGCUCGCCGCUGACUCGAGCGUCUGCUCGAACGCUACUUGCGUUUGGACGUAUUUCACAGCCGUGAGCGUGUUGAGCAUGUGUGCUUCGCUGGUGGUGUCGUUGCUGGUGGAGAUGCCGUUCUGCAGUCUUCUGCGUCGCGUGUGCGACCGUGCCGCGAGGUGACAGACGCCGACCGAAGCUAGGGAUGUAAACCGGUUCGAAGAAAACCGGAGAAAAACCGGUUUUUAUACAUACCGAUAAAUACCGGUUUUUUACGCUUUACAUUCACAGUUCACACCAGUGCUACCAGAUCAAAUAUACAAGCUACAAAUAUAAAAAAAACCGUGUUUCAGAAUCAAAUUACCGUGCAUUACAUUUAAAAACUACAGUGCAAUAACCACAAUAUGGUUGGUAGACUUUUAGCGUACGAAAUGAGGACCGUGACGCAAAUAUCCACAUAUCUGCACAUGUUGUCUGCAAAAGAGAUGGUGCAUCGUGAACUGGGGAAUCUUCUUGAAGAAUUUUCAACUCUCGCUUUAUCAUCGGAACAGCCAGAAAAAACCACAAACAAUUUUAAAAAGCCUGGUAUUCUGGAUUUUUUGCAUUCGCGAAAACGGGAUAUUCCGAACGCCACGGCGGCCGCAGUGAAUAUAGUGCGAAUGUAUAUUAAGACUGAAGCCGCCACAGUAAACCACACCGAAAUUGCUGGCACGUGCUAACAUCCAGAAGGAGCAGGCUGCUGACGCAGUGGACCAACUAUGCCUCUUAUAUCAAAAUUUUAGAAUAUUUUUAUUUUAAAUACAAUAGUAUUAAAUCAAAAAUAAAAAGCUUUUUAUUAUUGGAUAAUAUAUAAUAUGAUCAUUAGAAGCCUAUAUAAAAUAUGCUCACCCAGUUAAUUGUAUGAAGAAAACUCUUCGUUUGUACGUAAAUUUGUUUUAUUUAGUGAUUAUUUAGCCUUUAUGGAAAAAACCUAAAAAUACCUAAAAAAACCGGUUUUUUGAGAAAAAAAACCGGUAAUAAACCGGAGCCAGAAAUUGUAAUCGGUUCACAUCGCUAACCGAAGCCUUCCGUCAUGGACGCCACCACUAGUGCGUAGCACCAUAGAUAAUAAAUAUAAGCCGCGCCAUUAAAGAAACGAAUCUAAAAUGGCGGCGGCGAUCAUGCGCUCUCACUCUAAACUAUUGCUAUCUUUAGUCGCACGCGUACUGCAUGCAAAAAAAAAAUCAGUUUGACUUUGUUCUCACACUGUUUCGGCGCGCUCUGUUUUCUCUCAAAUUCUGUUGUUAUUUGUUGCAUUUGCUCGUUAUUUUGUUGUUUUUGUUAAAUUUGGACAAUUAUAAAAUACAAUUACAUACAUUAAUACAAUUGUAAAAUACAUUCUCAUUUGUUAUUUUUAUAUAUUUUUUUACAAUAAACAACUUUUUCUUUCUAUCUUUCUUUUUUUAUUGUUGACCCUACCAUCUGUCAGUGUAGGUACAUAGACGCCAUUUUCGAUUCGUUUCGUUAUUGGCGCGGCUUACUUAUACAUUUGUGGUGAAUAGUUUUUCACACACAGCACUAGCAACGGGAGACGUACCUAAGAAAAAAGUCCAGGCUGUCAGAUGGAGAGAUAAACGUCACGAUAAAAAAUACGUUUUACGUUUUAAAAGGCUCAAAGAUAUAAAAACCAGUUGAUUAUCAAUGUAUGCGAUUUUAAGGUGCGUGUGGAAUAAAUAAGUGCUUCCUAUACCUACUGCAGUUUGAGUUCAAUCCGCAACGACAACAGAUGACAGCAUAUUUCCUAACACCUAAUGUUCAGGACGCAAUACUAUGAGGACGCCAUCAUGUCACGGAAAACUUAUUGGCGCGUAGAGGCAUAACGAAUAAUGACUUGCAGACAUGAUUUCAGAUUCUCAAUUGGAAAACGAAUUAUUUCAUAAUUUCGAAGUCACAAGUAUUAAAAUUGAUGACAUUAACAAAAAAAUUAUGUCGAAUUUUAAAGAGUAACGUUUUUUGUGUAUUAAUUAAAUGAAAUAUUGAUUAAGAAUGAAACUGCUAGAUUUAUUGUGUUGUUUUUUUCUUAACAUUAGCUUAAUGAUAUUAUGAAAUAAAAUCACAUUCUUUUAUAAAAAAACUGUAUUUUCGUAAAAAAAGGAUUACAAACUAAUGUAUGUACGUUAUAUUUACAACUUAUUUACAAUAACAAAUAUACAUGUUUAAUUAUUUACAAUUAUCCUAUAAUAUUUCUAGUUAUGUCUAAUUUCUAUUGUCAUGCUGUUUCUUUAAUAUGUAUAAUGCUUUUAAAUUUUUAUUACACAAAAUUGUAUCACGUCAGAUGAAAAUUGUUAAGGAUUAAAAUGGACAAAAAAUAA
Bombyx mori (domestic silkworm) is the source of this 4725-nucleotide messenger RNA. RefSeq lists its product as uncharacterized. The record is from RefSeq and is a predicted model, not a curated record. NCBI's taxonomy places the organism in Eukaryota, Metazoa, Arthropoda, Insecta, Lepidoptera, Bombycidae. The coding region runs from base 65 to 2557 and encodes 830 amino acids. The transcript has 13 exons.